GCGUGUUGUUGGCCGGCUCCCGCGCCGGCUUUUGCUCUCUUCUGCGCCUGCGCCAGGUAGCACCGAGCCGGGGAGAGACCAUAACAGUUGUCAGGAAACCCAGAAGUGACCUCGGCCGGGACGGGGGAUGGUCCAAAGGGGCAGCGCCGCCCCCCUGCAGAGAUGAUCCGCAUCGCAGCCUUGAACGCCAGCUCCACUGUGGAGGAUGACCAUGAGGGCACCUUCAAGAGCCACAAGACCCAGACCAAGGAGGCGCAGGAAGCGGAAGCUUUCUCCCUGUACCACAAGGCCUUGGACCUGCAGAAGCAUGACCGGUGUGAGGAGUCCGAGAGGGCCUACCAGGAGCUGCUGGAGACUCGCCUGCUGCGCGAGGCGGUUCUGUCCGGGGAUGAGCGAGAGGGCCUGAAGCACCCCGGGCCCAUGCUGAAGUACUCCACCUACAAGAACCUGGCUCAGCUGGCGGCCCAGCGGGAUGACCUGGAGACGGCCAUGGAGUUCUACCUGGAGGCCGUGAUGCUGGACUCGACGGACGUGAACCUGUGGUACAAGAUCGGGCGCGUGGCGCUGAGGCUGGUGUGCGUCCCCCUGGCGCGGCACGCCUUCGAGGAGGGGCUCCGCUGCAACCCCGACCACUGGCCCUGCUUGGACAACCUCAUCACGGUCCUGUACACGCUGGGCGACUACACCACCGGCCUCUACUUCAUCUGCAAGGCCUUGGAGAAGGACUGCCGCUACAGCAAGGGGCUGGUGCUGAAGGAGCAGAUCUUCCAGGAGCAGCCCUGCCUGCGCAAGGACUCCCUGCGCAUGUUCCUCAAAUGUGACAUGUCGAUCCACGACGUGAGCGUGAGCGCCGCGGAGACCUCGGCCAUCCUGGAGGAGGCGCGGCUGCUGCGCAGGAAGAGGCAGGCGCUGCUGGUGCGCGAGAAGGAGGCGGACCUGCACCUGAGCCAGCCCAUCCCCUUCCUCACGUGGAAGUGCCUCGGGGAGAGCCUGCUGGCCACCUACGCCCACUUCACGUCCUGCGAGCCCCCCCAGCCCAGCUUGGGCAAGAGGAUCGAGCUGGCAGAGUACCGGGACCCCGCCGCGCUCUCCGUGCCCGCCCCGCCCGCGGCCCCCCCUGCCGUCAGCAUCGCCCCGCCCCCUCCCGCCGUGGCCGCGGCCCCAGAGCCGCUCUUCCCCUUCUCCGCCGUGGCUCCCGCCUUCUCUCUCCCCAACCCGAGCUUACUGGAGGCUGUCGCUCCGCUGGGGGACGCCUCUGGGGGGGACAAGUCCAAGAAGGGCGUCAAGCGGAAGCGUCCGGUGGCCGAGGAGAGUGGGGAGACGGCCAAGAGGCGCUCGGCGCGCGUCCGCAACACCAAGUGUAAGAAGGAGGAGAAGGUUGACUUCCAGGAGCUGCUGCUCAAGUUCCUGCCGCCCAGGCUCCGCAAGCUGGACCCCGAGGAGGAGGACGACCCCUUCGGCGGCUACGAGGUCCAGUCGGAGGUCAAGCCCGAGAGCUUCCCCAGCGCCGGCGCCCCCCGGCUCUCCUUCGACUCCACCACCUUCGUGGAAUCCGAGCAGCAGGACGUGCACAGGUUCCUCCUGGACAACAUGAGCAACGGGGGCCUCCUGGAGCUGAUGAUGAGGUACCUGAAGGUCAUGAGCGCCCAGUUCCUGGUGAAGUGGCCCCCGGGCCUGGGCCAGGUCGUGCUCAGCAUCUACGGCAGCUGGCGCAAGCACAGCAGCGGCCUCCCCAACCCGCUGCUCCGUGACUGCAGCGACCGGCACAUCAAGGACAUGAUGCUCAUGGGCCUGUCGUGCAUGGAGCUCCAGCUGGACCAGUGGCUGCUGGCCAAGGGCAAGAGCUGUGCGGAAAAAUGGAGGCCCUUCGCUGUGAGCUGCCCCUUGUCCCCUCUUCCUCAUCUCCUAUCACUCAGGGUGUCUCCCCGGCACUGCCCGGCCAGCGUGGUGAACGGCCGCUUCGGCCCCGACUUCCCGGGGACCCACUUCCUGGGGGACCUCCUGCAGCUCUCGUUCGCCUCUUCCCAGCGGGACCUGUUCGGGGACGGCUGGCUGGAGUUCAUCGUCCGGGUUUACUGGCUGAAGGCGCGCUUCCUGGCUCUGCAGGGAGACAUGGACCAGGCGCUGGAGAACUACGACAUGUGCACGGAGCUGCUUCAGAGCGCGGCUGCAGCCGGCGGGCAUUCUGAGGCCCGGAGCCCCCUCAUCCGCCUGCCCAACCUCCACCUGGACUCCGUGGUCUCCCUGGAGGAGAUCGAUAAGAACUUGAAGUCCCUGGAGCGCUGCCAGUCCUUGGAGGAGCUGCAGCGGCUCUAUGAGGCCGGGGACUACCAGGCCGUGGCCCACCUGCUGCGGCCCACCCUGUGCCUCAGUGGCUACGACCGCUCCAAGCACCUGGAGUUUGUCACCUCCAUCCCGGAGCGCCCGGCCCAGCUGCUCCUGCUGCAGGACGCCCUGCUCAAACUCAAAGACUACCCACGCUGCUUCGAGUGCUCCGAAGUUGCCCUGCAUGAGGCCAUCCAGCAGAUGGUCAACCUGACGGACGCCUCAGCCAAGGAGGAGUGGGUGGCCACGGUCACUCAGCUGCUCCUGGGCAUCGAGCAGGCCCUCUCUGCGGACAGCAGCAUCCUGGAUGAGACCCUGCGCACCCCCAGCCUCAUCCGGCUCACCAACAACCUCAUUCAGGUCAUCGACUGCAGCAUGUCUGUCCAGGAGGAGGCCAAGGAGCCGUACGUGGCCUCGGUGCUGCCCUGGGUCAUCCUGCACCGCGUCAUCCAGCACGAGGAGGAGGGCUUCCGGACCCGCUGCCAGCAGCAGCAGCAGCUGCAGAGCCCGGACGACAGUCAAGGGAGACCCGACACCCCGCUGCUCCCGUCUUCCCUCAUGCUGCUCAACACGGCCCACGAGUACUUGGGGAGGAGGUCGUGGUGCUGCAACUCCAACGGGGCCCUGCUGCGCUUCUACGUGCGAGUCCUGCAGAAGGAGCUGGCGGCCUCGGCCUCGGAGGACACGCACCCGUACAAGGAGGAGCUGGAGACGGCCCUGGAGCAGUGCUUCUACUGCCUGUACAGCUUCCCCAGCAAGAAGAGCAAGGCGCGCUACCUGGAGGAGCACUCUGUGCAGCAGGUGGAGCUUGUGUGGGAGGACGCCCUCUUCAUGUUCGACUAUUUCAAGCCCAAGACCCUCCCCGAGUUCGACAGCUACAAGACCAGCACGGUGUCGGCCGACCUGGCCAACCUCCUGAAGAAGGUGGCCACCAUCGUCCCGCGGACCGAGAAGCCGGCGCUCAGCCUGGACGACGUCUCGGGCUACAUCGAGGGCACCCUGAGCAAGGUGCCUUCGCUCCCGGAGGGCGCAGACCGCUCUCCUCCCGCGGUGAACGAGCUCUACUACCUCCUGGCCGACUACCACUUCAAGAACAAAGAGCAGUCCAAGGCCAUCAAGUUCUACAUGCACGACAUCUGCAUCUGCCCCACCAGGUUUGACUCGUGGGCCGGCAUGGCGCUGGCCAGGGCCAGCCGCAUCCAGGACAAGCUCAACUCCAACGAGCUCAAGAGCGACGGCCCCAUCUGGCGGCACUCAGCGCCGGUGCUCAACUGCUUCCGGCGGGCGCUGGAGAUCGACUCCUCCAACCUGUCGCUGUGGAUCGAGUAUGGCACCAUGUCCUACGCGCUGCAUUCGUUUGCCUCGCGGCAGCUCAAACAGUGGAGGGCCGAGCUGCCGGCCGAGGUGGUCCAGCAGAUGGAAGAACGCCGGGACAGCAUGCUGGAGACGGCCAAGCUGUGCUUCACGUCGGCCGCGCGCUGCGAGGGCGACGGGGACGAGGAGGAGUGGCUCCUGCACUACAUGCUGGGCAAGGUGGCCGAGAAGCAGAAGCAGCCGCCGGCCGUCUACCUCCAGCACUACCAGCGGGCCGCCCACUACCUGCACGAGGAGGCCGCGCGCUACCCCAAGAAGAUCCACUACCACAACCCCCCGGAGCUGGCCAUGGAGGCGCUGGAGGUCUACUUUCGCCUGCACGCUUCCAUCCUGAAGCUCGUGGGCAAGCCCAACGCCGGCGUCGACGCCGAGAGCCUGGUCGCCUUCAUGAAGGAGGCCGCCGACGGACCCUUUGCCAGGGGCGAGGAGAAGAACACCCCCAAAGUGUCCGAGAAGGAAAAGGCCUGCGUCAUCGACGAGGACUCCCACUCUUCAGCGGGCACCCUCGUGGGCCCCGGCGCCUCGGCCCCCCCCUCCGGCCCGGGCCUGACGUCGCCCCCUUACACGGCCACUCCCAUCGACCACGAUUACAUCAAGUGCAAAACGCCGCGGCAGCAGGGCACGCCCGACGAGAGGAGCCAGGACAGCAGCGCCGUGGCCCUGUCCGACUCCAGCUCGACCCAGGACGUCUUCAGCGAACCCACCAGCUCCCAGGAGAACUCCCGGAAGCCUCCCCUGGACAAGCGGCCCCCGGGCUCCUCGGCCGCUGCAGGGCCGCCGGGGCCGCUCCCGGAGAGGGGCAAAAGCGAGGAGCCUCUGGAGAAUGGGGAGUCCCUGCGCGCCCCGGGGGAGCCCGGGGCCCCGCGCGCCACGGCCGAGGGCCCGGCCAAGCCCGCGGCCUGCCCCCUGUGGGACGGCCGGAGGAGAGGCGAGCCCCCCGGGGAGCGCGGCGAGCUGGGCCAGCGGCUGCCGGCCGACGCCGAGGGCCAGCGCAAGUUCCUGACGGAGCAGUGCGUGGCCUCCUUCCGCCUCUGCCUGAGCCGCUUCCCGCAGCACUACAAGAGCCUCUACCGGCUGGCCUUCCUCUACGCGCACAGCAAGACCCACAAGAACCUGCAGUGGGCCCGAGACGUGUUGCUAGGCAGCAGUAUCCCGUGGCAGCAGCUGCCACACAUGCCGGCCCAGGGCCUUUUCUGCGAGAGGAACAAGACGAAUUUCUUCAACGGAAUCUGGCGCAUCCCGGUGGACGAGAUCGACCGCCCCGGCAGCUUCGCCUCUCACAUGAACCGCUCCAUCGUCCUGCUGCUGCAGGUGCUGAGCCAGCUGAAGGAUUAUGGGACCUUGCUGAGGGUCUCCUCGAUGCUGCAGAGGACGCCCGACCAGGGGAAGAAGUACUUGCGGGAUGCGGACCGCCAGGUGCUGGCGCAGCGGGCCUUCGUUCUCACCGUGAAGGUGCUGGAGGAGACGCUGAGCGAGCUGGCGGAGGGCUCAGAGGGCCACAGGAUGACAACAGACGUUCCCAACAAGCCGAGCGCCGAGGACGCUAACGAGGUCCUUCCCAAGAAGCUGGCUCUGUCCGACGGCGGGGGGAAGGGGGCCGCCCCCCAGUACGGCCCCCUGGCCGUGGACCCGGCCGACCCCGGCACUCUGAAGGAGCGUCCCUGGCUGGUUCCCCCGGAGCCCAUGGACCUGGAGCCAGAAAGGUUUGACGGGGCCAUCCGGCGCCCCGAGGCAGAGAGGCCCCCGGCCGCGCGCACCCCCAAGGACCGAGGGCCGGACGGGCGCCCCUCCGAGCUGUCCCUGGAGGAGCUGAGCAUCAGCUCCCGACAGCCGCCGCCGCCGCCCGCCCCCACCAAGGGCUCGGGCCAGUCGGCUCCGGAGGAGGCCGGGCAGAGACCCGGCCGGAAGAGGAAGUUACUGGACGACCCCGAGUCCGGGAAAAGCCUCCUCCUGGACGCUUACCGAGUCUGGCAGCACGGCCAGAAGGUCAUGGCCUACGACCUGGGGAGGAUUGAGAAGAUCAUGUCUGAGACCUACAUGCUGAUCAAGCAGGUGGAUGAAGGGGCCGCCCUGGAACAGGCAGUCAAGUUCUGUCAGGUGCACCUGGGGACGUCAGCCCAGCGACAGGCCACAGGGGACACCCCCACCACACCUAAGCCCCCUAAGGACAGCAGAGAGAGCUUCUUCUGGGCCACCGCGACGGCCUCCCCGGCCCUCCAGCCUGCACCCUCAAACCCUGACACGGCGCUCCCUGACGUCUCGCCCAAAACCAAGCCGGCUUCCGCCUCCAAGGAUCCCGAGGCCCUUCCAAGCAUGGCUUGUCCGGCUCCAGGGGAGGAGCCGGCGGCCGGCGGUCGGAGAGGCGCCUCGGGACCUCCGCAGCAGGACGCCCACCUCGGGCCGCAAGUGGACCCGGCCACGGCCCCCACGCCGGACCCCGAGCUCGGGCACGCCGAGUCUGUGAGCGGCGCCGUGGCAGGACGCGCCUGUGCUCAGGCCUCCGGCUCAAAACCUUCGGGAAGCCUGGCCCCUCGGGCAGAGCCCCCCCGGGUGAAAGCCCGCCUCCUGCCCACCAUGCCCAAGCUCGUCAUCCCCGCCUCCAUCUCCAAGUUCCCCCCCGAGAUCACCGUCACUCCCCCGACCCCCACCCUCCUCUCCCCCAAGGGCAGCAUCUCCGAGGAGACCAAGCAGAAGCUAAAGUCUGCGAUCCUGAGCGCCCAGUCCGCGGCCACCGUGAAGAAGGAGAGCCUCUGCCAGCCCGCCCUGGAGAUCCUGGAGAUGUCCAGCCAGGAGUCGUCCCUGGAGAGCGAGAGCGACGAGGAGGACGACUACAUGGACAUCUGAGGGGGCGGGCGCUGCCCACUGGGGGGCGGUUUCUAUGGCGCCCGUGCCGAGGGGUCGGGGGGCUGUUCCCGGGGGAAGGGCUGGUUCCCCGGUGCAUCUUUUUGUACUAAGCGUUAGUUUUGUAAGGCGGCGGGGGCAGAGGCGCCGAGACCGGCUCGAACCUGGGACCACGGGGGCCCGGGUGCGUCCUGGUGGUGCCGGCCCAGAGCUGGGCGGGUUUGCUUUUCUAAUAAAGUGGAAACGUGC
Molecule: messenger RNA, 6789 nt
Organism: Antechinus flavipes (yellow-footed antechinus)
Lineage: Eukaryota; Metazoa; Chordata; Mammalia; Dasyuromorphia; Dasyuridae
Gene: CABIN1
Product: calcineurin binding protein 1
Exons: 38
Coding region: 163-6543 (2126 amino acids)
Biological process (GO): chromatin organization
Cellular component (GO): nucleus
Molecular function (GO): nucleosome binding; protein binding
Source: RefSeq, a predicted model, not a curated record